AUGCAGAUUCCCGCAGACGGCCAGUCAAUAGAGGACCUCGUCUCUCAGGAAAGAAAAACCAUCACAGAACUGCUUCUUCCUGAGGCACCAUCGACAAGCACCACAAAUGAUCUCGCCAACGCAGACCAUCUGAAUCCUCCUGAUCUUGAUGUUCUUGCUUCAGCUCUCGGUGCGCCUGCCCGGCAAGUCCUUAGGCGGGCUCAAGAAUUAGGCCCGUUGACUGGAUGGAGAGACGGCUACCUGACAAGCACACACGGUUUCUGCCCUCCAGACCCCUCCGCGGCGCCUGCUGCACUCUCAAUGUCACCUGGAAGGAUAUGGUCAGAUCUCUGCGAAAGAAUGCCAGCAGUGGUAGCGCGGGGCAAAAUGCGUGAAUCAAUCCUGGCUUUACCUCUCGUCUACGGCACAGAAAACGUCAUACCAGAUCAAGCCCUCUGGGCUGCGGUCGUUUGCCUGGGUAUACUUGCCAGCGUUUACAGGUAUGAAGAGCGCAACGAUGGGCACGAGGGAAUUAGCAUAACUGCACCUCCCGGAACUUUUCGAAAUUUGUCGGGCGAAGCAGACGACGAAGAAGAGGAGACGAAAGGGAUCCCGAGGAAUAUUGCUAUCCCUCUCCGCCAGAUCUGUACGAGGAUGGGGAGAGUUUUGCCCCAUUUGACCCAGUACGAUGUCUCCGUUUACAACUACAAGCUUCGAGAUCCUACCAGCAUCAACCCAUAUGUCGCGAGGUGCGAAAACAUGGACCUGCGAUGGCCUGUAUUCAAUGAUCGUGGGGAGGCUAUGUUCCUGCUGUGCAUGGCUGAGACGCACGGAUGCUUCACCCAAGGCGUUGAGUUGAUCACAAGAUGUCAGGAGCGGGUCAUGCUGAAGGACAAAGAAGGCCUUCUUCGAGAGCUCAUUAAAAUGAAAGCGAUAGUGGACAGAUUCGUCCACGUCUUCCAGAAGAUCAGCGUCAAUCCCAACUCAGGCGAAAAUUUCGCAAACCCAGUCGAGUGGGGUCAGAGAUAUGCAAAGUUCAGCGCUCCCCUUUCCAAACGUGUUCCUGCAUUAUCCGGACUUGCAUUGCCAGUAUUCCUGUUGAUGGAUGCGUUCAUUGGAAGAAGAAAAUACGACAGUUUCCUUGGGAGAGAGGCACUCCAUCUUAGAGCCUGGCUGCCAAUGAAUAUUCGAGCAUUCAUUGCUGCUAUCGAAUAUCAUUAUCAGGUUCCUGCCUUUGUCAAAGAAUCUGGAGACCCACGGCUGAUGGGUGUGAUGGAGGGCAUUCUUCAGGCAUAUCUAUCUGAGCGCGGCUGGUUUGGAACGCACCGCUAUAAAGUCUAUGGCUUCUUGGAAGUCGUCGCCAAAACUGGUCGUAGUGAGACGAACGGGAAUGCCGGGUCGUCCGACAAUGUGGGGAGACCGUGGGAAGAGGUGCAUAAAACUCUUUCAGAAUCCAUGAGAGAACGUUUAGAACCUUUCAGAGGGAAAGUCACUCUCCAACCCCACGAGUUGCGCGGGUCGUUCGAGGAAUGCAGAUUCAAAGCAAGGAUCCUGUCUCGUUCCUUCGUGGAUACCGAUCCUCUGCGGUCUACAGCCAUGGUAACUUUCGGUCUCGAAGGCACUGGCAUCACCUUCCAACCCGGAGACCGACUUGCCGUUAUGCCAGUCAACUGCUGGACGGAGGUAGGGAAGAUCACUGCAGCUCAAGGUCUGGGUGAACUCCUUCACAAUUCUGUUCCACUUUCACAAAAUACGGACUGGUAUCGCUUUUCUCGGCAUCUGAAAUCGGUCAAUCGAAUUGACGGCGAACCCUCUCUGACGGUGCAAGAUAUUUUACGACGAGGACAUUUGGCGCCUUUGACAAAGGACACAGUUAUGGCCUUCCACAUGGCACUCCGAGCCUCAUCAUCGAGCGUGCUAAAAGUUCUGGGAUCAGAAAUGUGGCCAGUCGAGGGCUCCAUUGGCGAUUUGCUUCAACUCGCGGUCACAGAAGUCCCGUCGACGAUAUGGGACCGAGCCUUCAAUCUAUCCGAACUUUCGUGGCUUCCAAAAUUGAUCCCCAUUGAGGUUCCGCGAACUUACAGCAUUUCCAAUUACUCAAAUGAGCUGCUUCCGAGCACUCUUGACUUGACCGUCGCCCGCACUGAGUCGCAGAUAGCACCGAUAAUGCAAUCCACCAACCCUUGCAACCGGCGCCACGGGGUGAGCAGCGGAUGCCUUAACCCGGACCCCUCUUCUGGAGAGCUGUUCGAUGACGAAGAGUACCUCAUUGGAAUUUCCAGACCCAUCAAUUUCCAACUCCCAGUCACAAUGACUGGGCCUAUCGCGAUGUUCGCAGGCGGCUCAGGCAUUGCGCCCUUCAGAGGAUUCUGGCAAGCAAGGGUUCAAACCAGUGUCGGAAGGAAUAUCCUCUUUCUCGGGGUACAGUCGCGGGAUCGAUUUUCUUACGAGCAUGAACUCCGAGAAUAUGUACAAAACGGCCAGAUUGAACUUCACACUGCGUUCUCAAGGGACAGAAAUGGUCUUGUUUAUGAUUCAGUGUCUCGCGACCUUGUGGAGAAGCAGAUGAGUCCUCGGUAUCUCGACGCGACAAUAAUCGAACAAGGGCGAACAGUCUGCGAUCUUGUCAUCUCGAAGAGUCAAGGAGGACUUGGAGGACAUCUGUACAUCUGUGGCUCAGUGCCGAUGUAUGAGACAAUCAUAUCGGGAAUUCGCCAGGCCAUUUACCAGAAUUGGGCGUCAACGAAAGAGUCGGCGGACAACUUGCUCGCCAAAGCAUUCGCAGAGAGACGCUUCAUGUUGGACAUUUUCAUGACACCACGUCCAAUCAGUUAUGCCACUCCACAUAUCCCUCUAUCGAAGUUGGCUCUCAACACUGGCCACCGCAAAGGGUCUAGGAUGUACAUUGGUGUUCAUGGUGGCGUUUACGAUAUCACCGACUUCCUUCCCAUCCACCCUGGUGGCAUCUUGAUCGCUCAAGCAAGUGCUGGACUGGAUGCUUCAAAGACCUUUGAUGACGUGGCUCACACCACAAAUCCUGAGGUUAUGAGUCUAUUGUCAAAAUAUUUCAUCGGACACCUCGCAGCGAAGCCGGACUUCCGGUCGAUUGAAGUCAGCGGUAUCUACGAUCUCUGGUAUGAAUACCUACGCACUUGUGUGGAAGCUCUCACCACGCUACACUUCGAAGUGGACUACAUCCAGCAGGAUGCGCGAACCUGGUUUCAAGGCGAACUCUUCAAUAUGGGUGGUGUGAGGAAAUUCUAUCAAUUCCAGUCAAGGUUGAUGCAGAAUGGAUUUUCAACCUUGUUUGAGGCAAAACUUCAGGAGCUGCAUCUUAAGCUCACAUUCGCGUUGGUCAAUUCUGGCACGCCAGAGACCCGAGUGCCAGAUGUCAUUGGUGUCAUCACCAGAGCGCAGGCCUCUGCCGCCGCCGCUAAGGCUGCCAAAGAAGUCGCGCAGAUCGGCUCAUUUGUCUGUAACAACCAACAGGCCCAGUUCCAAGAAAAUGGGAUCCUGCAGUAUGCCCGUGCGGUGACCGAGCUGGAUGUCCUGUUUCUGGAAGAAGUUCGUCACGACGUUUGCAUGGGUAUGGACGCCUUUGAUGUCAUCGAGUGUUCCGAGUCUGGCACAGAGAAACACAGAUUGGUCAAUCUUAGCACAUAUCUGCUCUCGGUCCUGGAGCGUGUUGCUGAACGCCUUGGCACCUUUUACUCGAGGCUGUCGAGAGAAUCCAUCUAUCGCCCAGAAUUGGAGAAGAAUCCCGCAAGGACGCGUUGGAAUGUGCUGAAAAGGAAGAUACAUGAUGGCUCUUUUGUCAUCCUGUCUCAAGCUUCGGCAUUCAGCGGUGCGAGUCAUGCUGCAAAACCAUUCCGGUCAACGCGAUACGCGGGUCAGGAUAUUGCAUUUGCUCAGGUUGUAUCGCAGGCUAAGCAAGCAAUUGACGCCGGCCAGCCACGUGUUGUAAGGGACUCAAGUCGAGGCAUCAACACAGUCUCCUCUCGUCCAGCUCGUCUGGCUGAUUCACACACUGCCAGGGCCGCCUAUGGCGUCGACACCCCAUCGUCUUACGAAAUACAUGAGUCGCGCAAUGCACUUCAAUCGAUCUCGACCUUCAUGGAUUCGAACGUGCAAUCCAUCAAGCGGCUGAGUCAAUUACCUCCAGACCUGAGUUUCGCAAAUAUCGUGGCCGCAUACGGCAGCAACGGUCGACAGUUACCAUCAGUGCCGUCUCUGAAGGAAGAGGAUGAAGGGUCUCCAGGACCGGCAGAACAACAAUGUGGAGACUCACAAUCGUCCCAUACCAGCAACUGGCCGCUUCCCCUGGCAACAGCUGCGAGGCCUGGAUCAAGAAGUUUGAACCAUUCUCAAGCAGACUUCUCGCCGCGGCUGGUGAGGAGGCCAACGAACGGGUCCAUUUCCAGCGUUAGUGGACUUCCACACCACCCGGCGCCCAGUGCUCAAAGCCUUGCAUCAUUCAUAGGGAGGCCAGUCCUCCAAGCGCGGGACGCUACCUCAAAUGCUGCGAGGCCCUUUCCCAGAUCCCUGGUGCCGAACCUGACAAACCGAAGCCGAUCUCAAUCUCGACGCAGAAGUGGUUCCGAGACUAGCUUGAGCUAUGAUCGAUCUAUGGAUACUUCUACUAGGACCAUAGAAACGGCGCCUGUGGCGACGCAGCAUUCACAGCUCAUGCGAUGUCAGAUAUCUAACGUUUCGGCCAAGAACAGGAGUUCUACCGAGCUUGACUUCACACCUAACGCUCCGCUGGCUCAGCAGCCGUUCUGGCAAAACUGGGAAGCCGCUACCGUGCCAGCCAUUCCCGAAGGAAUUCCACAAAUAGGGGAAUGA
Fonsecaea multimorphosa CBS 102226 is the source of this 4824-nucleotide messenger RNA. RefSeq lists its product as uncharacterized. Gene Ontology annotation, molecular function: FMN binding; NADPH-hemoprotein reductase activity; metal ion binding. Bases 1 to 4824 code for a protein of 1607 amino acids. The record is from RefSeq and is a predicted model, not a curated record. Gene Ontology annotation, cellular component: cytosol. Lineage: Eukaryota; Fungi; Ascomycota; Eurotiomycetes; Chaetothyriales; Herpotrichiellaceae. The transcript is spliced from 3 exons.